Messenger RNA from Mizuhopecten yessoensis (Yesso scallop), 7133 nucleotides. RefSeq names its product glycine dehydrogenase (decarboxylating), mitochondrial-like. Gene Ontology annotation, molecular function: pyridoxal phosphate binding; glycine binding; glycine dehydrogenase (decarboxylating) activity. Bases 142 to 3192 code for a protein of 1016 amino acids. Lineage: Eukaryota; Metazoa; Mollusca; Bivalvia; Pectinida; Pectinidae. The record is from RefSeq and is a predicted model, not a curated record. Gene Ontology annotation, biological process: glycine decarboxylation via glycine cleavage system. Gene Ontology annotation, cellular component: mitochondrion; glycine cleavage complex. The transcript has 25 exons.
ACGACCUUCACCUUGACUGAGCGCUCUUCAACUCGCUCUUCAAAACAACACAACCGAGAAACUCACAAGGACAUCGAGUACGUGAGACUCUCUUGGUCUCUUUCCGGUAACUUUCUGUUUGAAAUUUACCCACAGGGAGCAAUGUUUAAGGCACAAAAGUUCUGUGUCUUUUCGAGAAGCUGUAUCAAAAAUGUGUGGUCCAGAUAUCGGACAGAAAAGCUUGCUGGCGCCGUACGAUCCACACAAGUUGUGCGCCAUAGUUCAACUAUUGACUUACUCCAUCCAAAACAUGACGACUUUUCGGAGCGACAUAUCGGUCCUGGUAAUGCCGAGAAGAGAGCUAUGCUUGAUUUCCUCAAGCUGAAGGAUGUCGACGACCUCAUUGAUCAAGCAGUACCAAGCAACAUACUACUGGACAGGCCAUUACAACUGGACCCACAGCUAGGUGAGCUGGAGCUGAUUGAGAGACUGUAUCACAUUGCUGGUAAGAAUGACGUGUGGAGAAGUUACAUCGGGAUUGGUUACUACAAUACCUAUACACCACACACCAUCCUCAGGAACAUGUUUGAGAACCCAGGAUGGACAACUCAGUACACGCCGUACCAGGCUGAGCUGGCCCAAGGCCGACUAGAGUGCCUCCUGAACUACCAAACAAUGGUCUGUGACAUGACCCGUCUACCUGUGGCAAAUGCCUCUCUCCUGGACGAGGCCACCGCAGCAGCUGAAGCCAUGGGGCUCUGCUACAGACAUAACAAACGUCGAAAGUUUUACAUAGACCGGAAAUGUCAUCCACAGACUAUAGGUGUUGUAGAAACAAGAGCUAGUGCCCUAGGUAUAGAGGUUAAGAGAGUUGACUGGAGUGAGAUGGAUCUGUCCAAUCGUGAUGUGUGUGGGGUGCUGAUCCAGUAUCCAGACACGGAUGGAAGUGUAUUUGAUCACACAGAAUUGGUGGUGAAGGCCCACGCUAAUGGGACCCUUGUGGUGUGUGCCACAGAUUUGCUGGCUCUGACCAUCUUACGACCCCCGGGGGAGUUUGGAGUGGACAUUGCCGUUGGGUCAAGUCAGAGGAUGGGUAUCCCCAUGGGCUACGGCGGGCCGCAUGCAGGGUUCUUCUCCACGCGUAACAGAUUCAUGCGGCUUAUGCCCGGGAGGAUGAUCGGAGUCACCAGGGAUGCCAAGGGAAACGAUGCCUACAGGCUGGCCCUACAGACGAGAGAGCAACACAUCCGACGAGACAAGGCCACCAGUAAUAUCUGUACCGCCCAGGCUCUCCUGGCCAACAUGUCAGCAAUGUAUGCUAUAUACCACGGGCCAGACGGACUGAAGCACAUUGGGAAACGUGUUCACAACGCCACACUUAUACUUGCUGAAGGAAUAAAGAAAGCAGGCCACAACCUCAGGACAGAAAUGUGUUUUGAUACACUACGAUUCAUGCCAAAGAAUGGACAAGCUGAAAUACUUCACAGAGCUAGUGUGAAAGAAAUCAACCUUCGGUACUAUGGAGAUGGACACGUGGGCGUUUCCCUAGAUGAGACAGUUGAGAGGUCAGACCUGAAGGACCUUCUGGAGAUCAUAGGUUGUCGAGAUUCAGCGGAGUCGCUUGCUGAAGAAUUAGGUCCGGAGCCGUCUACCAGUAUCAGGAACUCCCCUUACAGAAGGACUAGUACCUUCCUACAGCAUCCAGUAUUCAACAGAUACCAGUCAGAGACGAACAUUGUACGAUACAUGAAGUACCUAGAAAACAAAGAUUUAUCACUGGUCCACUCCAUGAUUCCACUCGGGUCCUGUACCAUGAAGCUCAAUAGUACAACAGAAAUGAUGCCCUGCUCCUGGAAUGAGUUUGCCAACAUCCACCCUUUUGUACCCCUGCCCCAGACAGAGGGCUACAGGGAAAUGUUUAUGGAGUUGGAGAGAGACUUGUGUGAAAUCACUGGUUAUGAUAAAAUCUCGUUCCAACCAAACAGUGGUGCCCAGGGGGAGUAUGCUGGUCUGAGAGCUAUCAUGGCGUACCUACAGGCUAACGGACAGGCACAGAGAACAGUUUGUCUGAUUCCUGUGUCGGCUCAUGGCACCAACCCUGCCAGUGCCCAGAUGGCCGGCAUGAAGAUCCAGCCCAUCAAUGUCGACAAAAAUGGUGCUGUCAACAUGGAGCACCUCUCAGCCAUGACUGAAAAGCACAAGGAUACCCUGGCCUGCCUAAUGGUCACCUACCCGUCUACAAAUGGCGUGUUUGAUAAAGAUAUAAGGGAGAUCUGUGAUAUGAUCCACCAUUACGGGGGACAGGUAUACCUGGACGGAGCCAACAUGAACGCCCAGGUUGGAAUCUGCCGCCCAGGAGACUAUGGAUCUGAUGUGUCUCACUUGAACCUCCACAAGACUUUCUGUAUCCCUCAUGGUGGAGGAGGGCCGGGGAUGGGACCUAUAGGGGUGAAGAAGCACUUGGCGCCGUACCUCCCCACCCACCCUGUGAUUCCGCCGUACGGUACCACCGGUCCCGAGGCCAAGUCCUUUGGAGUUGUGUCUGCUGCUCCCUUUGGGUCCAGUGCCAUCCUGCCCAUUUCCUGGGCCUACAUUAAGAUGAUGGGAGCCAAGGGUCUGCGACAUGCCUCGGAGAUAGCCGUCCUCAAUGCCAAUUACAUGAGCGCCAGGCUAGAGGGUUAUUACAAGACGCUGUACAAAAAUGAAAACGGUCUUGUUGCCCAUGAAUUUAUCCUUGAUUGCCGCGAGUUCAAGAAAACAGCUAAUAUCGAAGUGAUGGACGUUGCCAAACGACUACAGGACUAUGGGUUCCACUCCCCCACAACUUCCUGGCCUGUGGUGGGGACCCUCAUGAUCGAGCCAACAGAGUCGGAAGACAAGGAGGAGCUAGACAGAUUCUGUGAUGCUCUAAUAGCUAUUAGAAAAGAAAUCCAGAUGAUUGAGGAAGGAAAAAUUGAUUCUCGAAAUAACCCUUUAAAGAAUGCACCACACAGUCAAGCAGUUGUCAUGGCGACACAGUGGGAUUUCCCCUAUACCAGGGAGGUGGCUGCUUUCCCAUUGCCCUAUGUCCGACCAGAAUCAAAGUUCUGGCCAACUGUGAGCCGUAUUGAUGACAUUUUCGGUGACCAGAACCUGGUUUGUACCUGCCCACCAAUGUCCAGCUAUGAAUCGCCCUUUGUAGACGAACUGAAAAUGGAGAAGGUUUCUCAAUGAGGACGGAGUUCGGGGAAACAGAGCACUUUCAGUAUACUAAAGAUCCUUGAAAAAGACAAGUCAUAAUGAAAACAGUGAGAUCUGGACUAUUAUUCUGAAAGAAAAAGGUCUGAGAAAACCAUUUAUUUCCACUAAUUAAACAGAUGUUAUUGCUAUAACAUAGAUCUAGACUAUAGGCGUUCACAAAUUUAGCUAGAAUUUCACGGUAUUCGUGUCUUUAGUGUAUUAACAACGUUCUGCCGAUUCAGCUUUUAAAUACAGAUUAAUCGAACAUUAUUUUGUUUAUUUGAUUAAUUUAAACAAGGUUUGGCUGUUCAGAAUAUAAAUCUUUGAAAAUUAAGUUAAAGUCAGAAGUAGGUUGUAUAUAAUACCUGUUUGACUGGCAUGGAUACAGUCAGACUUGUGUGUGUAUGAGGGCGUGGAUAUCCACCUGUUUGAGGUGUGGGUACUCUGCCAGCUUGAGUAAGAGGGUGUGUGGAAACUCCGUCUGGCCUGUGUGUGAGGGCGUACAACUAUUACGACCUAUAUCAUGCUUCAGAGCAAGGAUGUAUAUGAAUCUGCUGAAAUACAUUUUACUUAUUUAGAAUAAGAAAAUAAUAUAUAUUUAAUACCUAAGUAUUCCAUCAUGCAUGCAUCAGGUUUAUAUUGGUGGUUUUAUUUGUGUUAGCGGUUAUUAUAUUUGGACGAAAUAUGCAAGGUGCUCUAAUUUCUUCUGAUUUGUAUUUUUUCUUCAUUAUUGUUCAUGACCGAAAAGUUAAAUAUUUAUAAAGCAAGAAGCAAAAGUAAAGUUAGCACAUAGCUGAAUAGUAACUAUCUAGUUCAACUGAUCCAGAUGAUGUUAGCACACAGCUAAAUAAUAACUAUCUAGUUCAACUGAUCCGGAUCAUGUUAGCACACAGCUAAAUGCAUACUUUGUGGUAGUACAGCUAAUCUGAGUGAUGAUAGUACAAAGCUAAAAGCAAAUUAAUCUGAGGGGUGUUAGCUCACAGCUGAAGGCCUAUUGUUUAGUACAGCUUAAUCAUCCGAGUGAUUUCAGCACACAGCUUAACAGUAUAGAAGUUAGCUCACACUAAACAGUAUAUAUCUAGUGCAACUUACCCGAGGGAUGGUAGCACACACUAAACAGUAUAUGUCUAGUGCAACUUAUCUGAGUGCUCUUAGCACACAGCUAAACAGAAUAUCUCUAGUGCAACUUAUCUGAGUGAUGUUAGCAAACAGCUAAACAGUAUUAAUGUUAGCAUGCCGUUUACCAGUAUAUACACAGCUGAAAGUGGAUUAUAAGGGAUGAAGUUUUUCCUCACAUGUCAGUUUCUCCAUUCGUUAUGCAUCUUGUUACAGACAUUUUAUCUAUGUGUACCAGUAUAUACACCGGUUUUGUAAAUAUUCCAUAUUUGAUGACUAUUUAUGUUACUAUCAAAUGAACCACUGAAGAACCUCUGUGUUUUAUGGUCUGUGUCACCUCCUCCAGUCCUGCGUUUAUUUAUUGUUUGUUUAUCCUAUGGUAUUUAUGAUAAACAAUCAUCCACAUUACCACAAACAGAUCUGGGUUGCGUGACUGGUUGUGAGAAGGAACAGCUUAUGGUAGUUAAUCUCAGAUGACAGAACACUUAAGUUACAAUGUUAUUGUGUGAUGCCACUGUACGAAUUGCUUCAAGUAAAUAUUGUGUCAAAGUGAUUUUUGAAGAAUAUUUUCCUGCAGGUCCUGAGCCUCAUUUUCCAAAUUGCUAUGAGUUCCAUUACUAAGAGAUAUAGCGGACUCUCUAAACAUUGGUGGACCCCUACAGGAACAGCAUGAGUCUAUAACUCAAUUAUGCUAGUCACAAAAACCACAGGUAGCCAUGUAAACAUGAACUCCACACCUCUUGGAUUUCUGGUUUAUUUUUUAUAUGGUUGAAUGAACAUUUUCGUGCAGUAAAUUCCAAUCAAACUGAUCCAAGGUAAGAAAGAGGACCGCUCGGACCCAGUUUACAUAACUGUGUAAUUCCUUUAAUGGUUAACAGUUUAACAGGUAUGAUGCCUUUAGGGUUAUAAGUAUACCUGUACUAAAGCAAGGUUAAGAUAAAGUAGAGAAUCAUUAUAAAUUAUAAUACCAAACCUUUAUAACACUGUGUCUGAUUGGAUGAUACUGGUCACAUGACAGGGUAAUAAAUCAUCAUGUCGACCUCACAUGCUGAAGUUUCCCAGAUCAUAUUUCUCUUACUCGGAACCUCUCUAGAAAAAUCGUCAAGAGACACUUUGUGAAACGCUAUUAACCCUUUCACCCCUAUGUAACUUCAGUAAACUCUUCUAUGCAUUGAUCUAGAUGAGCCCAUUAUGGUCUACAGUGGUGAACGGGUUAACUUCGGAGAAACAAAGAAUCCUGUUUCCCCUUCAAUAAGGGCAUUAAGGUUUAUUUAACAGUGAUACACACUUCAUACAAACAUCAGCUUCUCUACACAGUUAUCUGGACAUGUAUAUUGUAUAAUGUACAUGUAUAUAAUGUAUAGAAUAUAUCUUGAGUGUAUAUGAGUGUAGAAAAACUGAAAUUUACAUUUAUUGUAUUAUGUACAUGUAAAUAAUAUAUAUUGUGUAUGUGACAGUGUGAAGUAACUGAAUUUUACAUAUAUUAUGUACAUGUAUAUGAUUUCGUAUAUGUCACGGUGAAAGGUAACUGAACUUUUUGUGAAAACUGUAUAAAGAACUAGUUUUAAUACUGUAGAAAUGUUAGACAUUGGACACCUGAGAACCAGACACUUUGGACGGGUAUAAAAAAUUGUGAUGGAUUUAUAAUUUUAAGGAAAAUACCUAGUAUUUGUACUACUGUUAAUUGUCUUCAGUGUGACCCCAUUCUAUGUUACACCUGUUUGUUUUAUUAUGUUUACACAUUGAUAAAUGUAUUAGAUACAUUGUCAUAUUCCUGUAGGUGUUAUGUAUAUAUAACUGAUGUAUAUAACACAUGUAUUAAUAUAUCUUUUUAAUUGUCCUUCUGAUUUGAGAUUUUUUUUAUUAUCAUUUCCUAUGCAAUAGUUUUGACCAAACCAACACUUUUUUUCCUGAUCUGAUUUCUAUUUUUCCAGUGUUUUGUCUCUUACAUAAUUCAUGCUUUCAAACAUGGGAUCUGAAUGAUUUUUCGUCCAUUGUUGAAGUAUUUCUCAACAUUUGUCUGAAUAUUGGAGUUCUUACGUUAAUGGGGGUCGUUGUUGAACACGUUAAGAACUGGAGUAUUUUGUUUCCUAUGCGGUCUGAACAGGAUACUACUGAUUCUACUGUUCUGUUUGAAAUAUGAUCUCUGACAUUAUUCGUCAAAUGGAAAAUGUAUCAAAAUGUGUUGCAUGAAGAGGGAUUAGAAAGCAUUAUAUCCUCUCAUUAUAUUUUUCCAAUUUCACUGAAAUGAAUUCACCAACAGAUUUCCAGUCCUGACAAAGAAAUCCUGUAAAUUUUUCUGAAAUAAUUCAAAUAUUUAAAAAACUUUAAAACUCAAUGUAUCUAAGAGGGUCUAGUGGAAAUGCCACUUUAACACCAUGAAGGGAGACAAUUCAUUGAUGCAUUGUGGCCAUGUUUAAAUUUUGAUUUGAAUAAUUCAUUUGUUUAAAACAUUAUUCUAAACAUUUUCCACUGAUGUAUGUCUGAACAGUGCAGAGUUACACCCCUUUACACAGUAAAAUCUUCCAAGUAUGUUUUCCUCUGAUUUAAUGCUAUUAAUACAAACAGUGCUUAUAUUGUGUUAAAAGCCUGGUUCAGGCGAGGUGCCCCUGUUAUAGCAGCUUUUAUUUCAUUUGUAUAUGUUUAGGAGUGGACACAUACCUAGAAAUCUAUACUAUACAUGUUGUCUUGGGCAUGUGGUCCAGUAUGACAUGUCUUUCUGAUGACGUCAUGAAUUUUAAGUUUCGUUUGAGAAGUGAUGAAGAUAAAAUGACAUCACAAUGUUUUUCUCCGAUAAUAAAUGCAUUUGAUCUCCUAAA